AUGUUAAGUAACGACAUAUACAACUGUCAUGCCACUGUCAACUUGAUCUUCGAUCUAUCUCAUCAACCCACCAUCCGUAUUUACAUUGCUUCUCGCACACACCUCUCAUCUCACCUCACUUCUACACUCAAACCAACUCCUUGGAUAUACGCACACGACUUCCAGAUUCAAACAGAACUGAAUACAAUUCUCGAGCCCAUUUUAUCUUUCAUAUGCAUAUCAGACGCAGUCAUACGAAUUUCGAACGUGCAACCUGAACCUUCCCUCAUUCUCUCCACAAGGCUCGGCAGCUAUCGCCGUUGCAACCUCAACAUCCCACAACGUUUACCUCUGCUCCUCCCCCCUCAACCUCCUCUCUCUACGACCCUUAGUGACGCCGGGGACGGCCAACGGGCCUGCGCGUAUCGCGACGCAGGUCCAUCGUCUCAUCCUCUUGCGACCAUGAGUUCCCCCGGCGUCGACUUCGCCUCUCUCAACGAGGAAGCCUGGAAGGCACAGGACGCGGCAGACGAUGAAAAUAUCCAGAACUUACUGGCACGAGGCGAGCGCGAAGGCAACCUUGGUAUCGACUUCAACCAUGAUACCCCUUUCGACCAGACAGACAAAGCUGCGGAUGCCGAGGACUUCGAAGACAUCAGCGAUGACGAUCUUCCUGAAGAGGAGGAGCCCAAUGUGGCGACCUCUCUCUCCGUUCCCGGUCUGACCGACGACGGUGACAACAGCAAUGAUACCGACGAUCUUUUUGGCGAUGGCGAUGUUCCUUCCUCUCCUGUCGACCCCGUUGCAAGUGCCACCUCACCCGGUGCCCAUAUACAUGAUCCCGACGGCCCAGACUCCUUCUCGGGCAUCAACUUCAACUCCGACUCUGGCCCCGAGCCCCUUGCCACAAAUCAAGAUCCCAACAUCCCUGCCCCUCCAGACAAUUACGAGGCAUUCGUAAAACAAGCCUUCCCUGGUUUCAAGAACUGCGCCGUCCUUCAGUGGAACCAACUGCUCCCCCCCAAGAAGGCCUACCGGAAAGAGAAACGUCCGGCCAAGAAGGCCAAGCCACUCAUCACCAGCAAGCUGACUCUCGAUCUCGCGCCCGACCAGGAGAAGCUGUUCCGCAUCCCAGGGCCUGCCACCGUAAGCCGCAAGCAGAGACUCAUCGAAGCCGAGGCGAAGGGCCUCGUUGACUGCUCCGCGCCAGACUCCGAUGACGAAGACAACAAAGACGAUUUCGAUUUGGAUCUCGAAUCGGAUUCGGAGACCGUCGGGGGCUUUACUCUCCAAGAUAUCGAGAUGGUUUGCGAUGACUGGCUCAUGCAAGUCGACCAUACCGAGAAGGUGUUCGAGAGCAAAAUACAGGCUCAUCGAGAAGCCGAGGACGAUGCGUCUGCCGCCGCGCCAACGUCGAACAAGAGACCUGCCGACGACGGCGAUGACGGCGACGACGACGACGAAGGAUCUGACGAUGAAUGGGACGACCUCUUUCUUAAUAAGGACAACGCUGUCGCUGCUCCUCCUCGUAAGAAGCCCAAGCUGCCGCUUCCGACCGGUCUCCCCGAUAUCUAUCGCUUUGCCGCUCCUUCGUUCGACUCUUUCCAAGACAUGACCAAGCGUGGUGCGAAGCGGGUUCUCCUUGACAUGAACGAUCCGUAUCUCCUCCUGGAGGAGAACGAGUCUCAGCGAGGGCCCAAGCGUCAGCGAACCGAAGAACCUCUCACUCGUAUGGCUGAUGGUGAAACAAGGCCGGACGUGUUCAAGCGCUUCAACCUGUCGAAUGACGAUGCAUACGAACUUCUUAAGGAGAAUCACAAGCACAAAGUCAGAGCGACGCUUGGCAACCUGGGCGUCGAACACAGCAUGCCUGCGCUGCGUCUUACCUGGCCUUUCUACAAGGUUAAGCUGGACGUCCGGAACAACCCUUACCACCGACCCUACUUCAAGUGCGGCAAGCACGAGAAGCAGGUGAUCCGAUUUGAGAAGCUGGCCUACCACAAGCGAAAGACGAAGAAAGGCAAACCGCAUGAAGUCUUUAAAUGGUCGAAGGAUUUAGGCCUUACCGACAAUGCGACUGCCGUCCUAUUCGAGUAUUGCGAACGGACUCCCCCCGUGCUUUCUAACUUCGGCAUGGGCAACCGUGUCAUCAACUACUACCGGAAGAAAAAGGUGGACGAGGAAGAGACACCACCCAAACUGGAGGUGGGCGAGUCUCACAUCCUGCAUCCAGAAGACAGGUCACCUUUUGCGAUAUUUGGAGAGGUCAACCCCGGCGAAGUGACGCCGACAUUGCUCAACCAGAUGUACCGCGCUCCCAUCUUCGAGCACACCCCUAGGUCCACUGAUUUCCUCUGCGUCAGGAGCUCCACCGGAGUGGAAGGCUCCAAGUGGUAUCUCCACAACAUCGACCACCUCUACGUUGUUGGCCAGACCUUCCCAUCCGUGGAAAUUCCGGGGCCCCACAGCCGAAAGGUGACGAAUGCCUCCAAAAACAGGAUCAAAAUGAUCUCGUACCGCAUGAUGAGGAAAAAUACCCAUAAUGUCGUGAACUUGUCAGACAUUACCAAGCACAUUGCCGAUUCAACAGACGCGCAGAAUCGGCAGAAGUUGAAGGAGUUCCUGGUCUACGCCAAACUCGAUAAGGGCCAGUGGAAGCUGAGACCCAGUGAGACAUUGAUGGAAGAGGCCGGAAUCCGGGCCAUGAUCAAGCCGGAGGAUGUUUGUUUAAUCGACGGCAUGCAGGUCGGCAUGCAGAUGUUGGAGGACGCCGGAUUUGAUCCUGACAAUGUCAAUCUGGAGGAGGAGAACGACGAGGUCGACGAUGAAGAGGAUGAUAAGACGGCCACUGUUAAAGGAACCAAGAAGGCUGCCGAGAAGAGCGAAGAGAAGCUUGCCGACAGGAUGGCACCCUGGAAAACCACCAAAGCCUUCAUCGACGCCUCGGCUGGCAAAGCGAUGCUCAAGCUACACGGCGAGGGCGACCCAACUGGCCGCGGUCUCGGCUUUAGCUUCAUCCGCACCUCUAUGAAGGGCGGUUAUAUCGAGACUGUCCAGAAAGGCGGUUCUCACACGACUGCCGCGGAUGCUAUGGCGGCGCACCCUGACGCGAUGCGCAAAGCAUAUAACGGUCACGCUUACAACGUGAAGGAGCAGGAGGCCAUGUACAAGAAAGGUAUCCGCGAGAUUUGGGAGAAGCAGAGGUUCACCCUCGGAGACCCCGCCCAGAAAGACGACGCCCUCGUAGUGCCUCCUCCCGCCGACGAAGAUGAGCGAUUCAACACCCAAGUUUCUCAGACACCCGCCCACAUCGACGAGGGAGCAAGUCAGAUUACUGGCUUGACUUCAACUAGUCGCAGUCAACGCAAGAGGCUUCGGAUCACUCGUGAAGUCGUGGGAGAAGAUGGACAGCGCGAACAACGCACCGUCAUUCUGGACGAUCCCGUUAUUAUCGACAGGUACAUCAAGCGGAGGAGGGAGCAGGAGUUGGAAGACCUGAAUAUCUACGAAGGGUUGCCCACCGGACGCACGGCCGAAGACCGUCGCAAACUUCUUGAAAUCAACAAGGAGCUCGACCGACUCCACAGAAACAAGGCGCGCCGAAAGGCCAGAGAGUCCCAAAAGGGCGUCGAGCGAUCCAAGACCGGCAUCGAAGCGGGUUCCCCCGAGCCAGACAAAGCCGCUGCCGCCGCCGCCGCCACUGGCACGACCCGCAAAUGUAACAACUGUGGUCAGGUCGGUCACAUCAAGACCAAUAAAAAGGACCCCAAGUACAAGCAUCGCAAAGAUCUACCCCCUCCCUUCAAUACCCCACCCUUCAAGUUCAGAGUCGCGCAGCUGCGCUUCAAGCGCAGAGACUCGCAGGCGGUUCGCUUGCCAGGCCUGGAACCCCAGUCUCUUCCCGGCCCUAGAUUACCCGCGGUCCGACCUCGACGCCAACCACGGUCACGGCUCAGGGCAUCGGCUCGUGGACGCAGUGUCCAUUUCGCUACCCAGCGCGAGCCAGAUAACCAGCAUGCGCUUUGCCCCAUGCUUAAUGGCACGAUGAAGGCAGAUGGUAGUGCGGCCGACCACGGAGGUUUCGGUGCCUUCACCGGAACGGCGAACAAAGCGGCCGGCUCUCCGUGA
This is a messenger RNA of Sodiomyces alkalinus F11, 4107 nucleotides long. RefSeq lists its product as hypothetical. Lineage: Eukaryota; Fungi; Ascomycota; Sordariomycetes; Glomerellales; Plectosphaerellaceae. The record is from RefSeq and is a predicted model, not a curated record. Gene Ontology annotation, molecular function: histone acetyltransferase activity; RNA polymerase II general transcription initiation factor activity; TBP-class protein binding. The transcript has 9 exons. The coding region runs from base 1 to 4107 and encodes 1368 amino acids. Gene Ontology annotation, cellular component: transcription factor TFIID complex. Gene Ontology annotation, biological process: RNA polymerase II preinitiation complex assembly; transcription by RNA polymerase II.